This is a messenger RNA of Stylophora pistillata, 1873 nucleotides long. Its product is annotated as serine/threonine-protein kinase PDIK1L. NCBI's taxonomy places the organism in Eukaryota, Metazoa, Cnidaria, Anthozoa, Scleractinia, Pocilloporidae. Gene Ontology annotation, cellular component: cytoplasm; nucleus. Gene Ontology annotation, molecular function: ATP binding; protein kinase activity. Gene Ontology annotation, biological process: negative regulation of G2/MI transition of meiotic cell cycle; protein phosphorylation. The record is from RefSeq and is a predicted model, not a curated record.
CAAAAGGAAUUGAUCGUUCGUAAACAAUUUAUUGUCAAAAACGUGAACUUAAUUUUUACCUUAAAAGGUCAUGUUGUAGUAUGUGUUACUCUGCGGGUAAAUUACCAAAGAGGUUAGUACUGAUAAAAAAUCGUGUUACGUGUGUUUGUAAGGUAUAUGAAUUGUUUGAAGCCUAUAAUUAGGGGCCCUGCAACCUGUCAGGAAUUGAAAAUCUCGGCAGGUUUUUUUCCCUUAAUGCCGUCUUUACAAAUAAUUAUAUGAGUGGAAUCACUUGAACUGAUCCAUGCUUCGCGACACACAUUUAAACAGAAGGUAUGAAUAUUCAAGACACGGCAAUCAGAAAUAAUUUUAAGUUAUGAUCCUUAAAUUUGACACCCGCGAACGCACAUGGAGUGUCAGUUUGCGUGGAUUGAAGAUUUGUUUUGAACGUGAUUCGGCGGAAUUAACUGGUUUGCGUGUGUCACUAGCGAAACAUGAUCUCGUUCUCGUGGUAGAAGGAACCGAACUCGAAAUACAAAAUAAGCUUGGUAGUGGAGCUUUUGGCGUGGUCUUCAAAGCAAGGGACCUACUUGCGAGUGAAUCUGUCUUUUACGCGUUGAAAGAUGUGGUGUGUUCAAAUUCGGCUUCAAUUGGCAAAGCAAUCAGCGAAGUGGAAACCCUUCGCCGUGUGAAGCACGAUUUUAUUGUAAAAAUUAUAGCUGCCGACCAGUAUGAAGACUCACGCGGAGGAUUUCACGUGCUGAUCUUAACGGAAUACUGUUCAGGUGGGAAUUUAAACGACAGAUUGUCUCAACCGAGCAGCGAGGAGAAAACUCUUAAAUGGUUGAGCCAGAUAGCAAGUGCGCUGAGCUAUUUACACUCGCUACAGAUCGUCCAUCGUGAUGUGAAACCAGACAACGUAAUGCUGACGGAUUCUACAAGAGAGGACUUAAAACUUGGUGAUUUUGGUUUAGCCAGAGAGUUUCUUGCGUUGAAAAAAGUAGAAACACUGUCGGCUUCAAACUGCGGGUUGGCGCAAUAUUACAUGCAGUCAGGUACAGGCCCUGCUCAUUGGAUGGCCCCCGAGGUUUUCACUUGUCACUACACGGAGAAAGCAGACAUCUUUUCCCUUGGUGUGCUAUUCAACGCAAUCAUUGUACGAGACUUCGCUUACUCGGCUAACGAGAGGCGAUGGUACGGCGCAUUCGUGAAGGUUUCCGGUGGAGUGAAACUUGGCCUCGGGUAUGCGAUGGCAAUACUCGGCCCAGCAGCCAUGACCGAGUUCGUUCACGAUCACAAGCUGGGUGAGGAGAACGGAUUUCGAGGAUUGAUAAUAGAUACUUUGAAUUUUGUCCCGCAAGAAAGACCCAGAGCCGAAGAAAUUUACUACAGAAUUGAGGAAAUCGCCACAAAUAUCCGCCUGCAAUGGUCAGAUGAGGAACAUAUCCAAAACAAGCGUUCAAGAAGAAGGAAAGUGCGUAGGCCGAGAAUAAGUAACAAAUGCUCUAUUAAUUAGAACUGUUCAAUUAAUUGGGUCAAGAGGCUGAAAUUGCGGUAUAUGUACGAUCGGAUAGAUGAUUUAUGGAGUAAACUGUAAGCGGAAUAAUUUCUUUAAUGAUUAUAGAUAGGUAGUACAAAACUGUGCGCUGAUAUAAUGAUUGGACGUGAACAUACACUGGUUUUAAAUUUGUUCUCAGGAAAAGACCUCAUCACUAGUGUAAUCACUAGGGGCCCAUACAAUCUGUUUGUGUAGCCGAUUGUUAUUCUAUAGUUAAUGUACCAGAUUUACCAUUUGCCUCACCUACAGCGAUAUAUUGCUGACUGUGUAGAUAAAUCAAUGAUAACUAAACGUUGAAUUACGUUACCUGUGGUGUAUAGUCGUCCUUUUGCCUCA